Amoebophrya sp. A25 is the source of this 6566-nucleotide messenger RNA. Lineage: Eukaryota; Dinophyceae; Syndiniales; Amoebophryaceae. The record is from the annotation of a GenBank genome assembly.
GGCAGGUGAGGACGAGAGAGUUCAUCAACAUGAGCACGUAAGAGAAAGAAUCCAUCAAAGUAAAGCGUUGAAAUGUCGCUUCGGGCUCGUGGUUGUAGGAAAUGUCGAGGAGACUUGUAUGCAACGUUAUUCGGUACCAGGUGUCCGCCUUUCCCCCACCACUCCUGCGCCAAUCCUCUUAAUUCAGGCAGCUUUCGAAAGUGGAAUGAUAAUCUAACUGUUUUCAUGUCUCUCUUUCCAUGAUGUAGGUGUAGCUGCUCACCGUCCUAAAAUUAAGUACUCAUCAUACAUAGAGAUAGGACACACCCAAAAAUCUGAUACUGUAGCUGUAGCAGGAUGACAAAGUCGAUGAGAGUUUGCUAGGUGCGAUUCCCUUUCCCCUUUUUGUUUUCACCCCCUUCCCUUAUAUGCGGAUGAUAAGUAGUAAUCAUGGCAGCAAUGAGUUUUCCAUUUACUUUUCUUGUACUAGUCACAUUCUAAAAAUCAACGUCUUCACAUUACCGUUUUCUCGUGCUUCAAUUUGAACAAACGAAGACUUCCCAAACAACAAAAAGGCUACGUCGAGGUUCCACUUGCUAUUUUCAUGAAAAAUUUUCAGCAAUAUUUUUGAACUAUUCCAUCUUUCGGGUCUCUUACCACAACAACGUGAGCAAAACGCAGUGAAGCAAUAGAGGAGUCACCUCCUCAAAAGAACGAACAAAAAAUGUCCUGGCUAAAACAGGGUCAACCGCGGCCUCUGGCCGCGACCGGCAAUCUCGUCUUUGGACGCCUAGCCAAAGAGCAUCCUCACAUGCGCUCGAGCGAACGAUCGUCAUUUCUCGACAACCAAGGCAACGCGUCGCAUCAUGUUAUGGGGAUGGUUUUGGAACUUCUCACUUGUCAGGAUAAGAAGUAGAUCACGGGUAAGUAUUUUGUUCCUCUUCAGGGAAAUCCCAGGGCAAAAUCCUAAUCGACUAACAUCAAAAAAGAAUUUACUUCUUUGCUCCACAUCUUUAAGUAAAAGAUGAACAAGUCAGGAAAACAAGCAUUGACGCGUCAUCUCCUGAUUCCCCAUGCUGCAAUCCCAAUCCCUCCAUCCUUUCCCAAGUACUUUCAUGUCCCGCUCGCAACAUCACCACAACCGUAGUGGACAACACUUUAGCCGCGAUCACCACGUAGAGUCGAAAGAUGCAUUACAAGGGUUGCUUGAGGGCGUGCGCUCUAGCGGAUAUGGACAAAGGAUGCGUGGAACUACUGGCGGAUUUGAGACAGGAAGGAGUUUUAUGCCAUAGAUGUUGAUGAAGGUCGAGAUCGUGCAUCAGAGUAGGAUGAAGUUGAAAAUUGUUGAGAUUUUUGGUCUUUCUCUUUCAGUCCUCAAGACUUAAAGAAAGAAAUUAGAAGUACUAGAUGACAGGUUUGUUUUGGGGAUAGAAAUACAAAUACGGUGCUUGGAAUUAGAUGAGGAAAACACACUAGCAAUGUAUUGACAUCGUGUGAUGAAUCCACCCAGUCCCUCAUCCUCAAUCACUGACGCCUUUCAUACGGCUAUUGAACCAACGACGACUUCGCAAUCGCUCAGUCGAACAGGUAGAUUUCGCACCCCCUCGUGGUGGCACCAGAACUAGCACUCCUACGCAAGCCAAGCAGACCUACGCCAACAGAUUUGGCACUGGGCCCGUCAGAUCCGGUAGCAGUCAUACUCAGCGUCAGAGCCACCAUGGCGCCCGAGGGCAUCAUGGUGGGCAUGGUGGCGGCAGCAGUGGACCUGAGGGAAAUCCACGUGUGGUAUCUGCGCCUCAUCGUGUCGUAGGCGGUGGCGGGAACACACGCACUGGAGGAACUCACGAGGGAUUGGAGGUGAAUUACUGGGAUCAGAAUGGACGUGGAUUGCAAAAUUUGACAUUGGCUAAUUAUGGCAAGGUGUACAGUUGUACUGAUUGAUGUACAGUUCCUGACUUUUUUGACCUCCUGGCUUCUGUUUCCGCACAGUAUAAGUAUCUUAAGUAAGUAAUCUUUUUCUCUCUCUAACCUGCUGGCUUCGGUUUCCGCACAGUACGUGGCCAGCGCGCAGGCAGCCGCGAUCAAUCUACACCUUUCGCAUCCGAUAGCGAGCACGAGACUCAACAUGCUAGUUCCCAACAACAUCGCGGACGCCUGAAUCAACAAAGUAUGAUGAGUCAAAGCCUAAUGAGUGACGGAGGUGGUCGUGGACCCAUGGGUCGAGGUGGUUCUAUGCUACAAAACUCCACUAGUCAGCGCGACCUUCGAGUUGCAGGAAAUAACGGAUCUGGACUGCACAGCACAGCAUCAGCGGGUAACCUCGCUGGAGCGGAAAAUGCGGGUUUGCAACAAGCGGCAGGACAGGGAAUUUAUGUUGGAUCUAUUUUCUUAAUAUUCUUCAUUUCGUACAAGACUAAUUAUAGCUAGAUUCUGAGAUUCAUUUAGAAUCUUUGUAGACUCCAAUGUAGUAGUUCUCUAAUGUCUAGUACAACAGUUUCUGAAGUAGUUGAAGUUCGAGUUGUUCCACUAUCUUCUCAAGUUCAGCAAUUUUCCUCUAACCUCCGGGACACCAACAAUUAGCCGUGAUCAAGCCGCGUGCUUAUGGUGCAGAGGACGCCAAUCCAGGUUUUAGACCAGCUAUGGAAGACGCUUACAUUAUCAAGGAUUCCUUCGGAGGUGAUCCUAGUUGGAGCUAUUACGGUUGCUACGAUGGGCAUGGUGGCAAGGCUGUGGUCGACUACACACUGGCGCAUCUGCACGAGCUCUUCCUAGAGGAGAUGCGCGCCGUGAACUUCGAGUUCUCGCAGAUGGGAAAAGUGUUUGAGCGAGCCUUUCAGACGAUUGAUAACCAACUACGACACUUGGGGUGUGCGUGGCACUGUGGAACGACCUGUACUGUGGGGUUAGUUUACACACCACCUAGUCCAGCGCAUAGUUCCGCAGCAGGAACGGCAGUGGGACCGAAUCAGAGGACUAAUCUUAUGAGGGCACGAUUGAAAGUUGUUGUUUUAGGUUUUUACUUUGAUGUGUACCUGUAGACAUCAGGGAAAUCCGUAAAACUCAGAAGAGAUUCAGGGAAGUCGUAGGACAAUUCCGAACCGACUAACAUCAUCGUCAUACCUGUAGAAUAGAAAUUAUCUUCCUUCCUCAUGCGAUCCCUCUGUAGUUCUGUACUUGCAGUAUGAUCAUGGACUUCCUUGAACCAAUUCUUAAUCUACAUGAUUAUGUGAUUUUAGACACAAUGGUCGUCCGACGUUUUUGAAUAAAUCUCCGACGUUUACUAGGUUGUAAAUGAAAUACAAAAACUUUUGUAUUUCAUUUCCAACGUGGCUCUACUCGAGCCUGUUUCGUCCCGGACAACACGGCAUGGGCGUAGAGCCGUGGACCUUCUACCUUGAACCUUGAGCGGUAGGCUCUUUUUGUAUUUUAUUUCCAACGGUCGUGGUCCCCCGUAGGUUCUUUUUGUAUUUCAUUUACAACGGAGGUCGUCCCCAUUGUCAUGAACAGACCACAUUGUUCCACUUUCAUCCUCCGCGGCGGCGACCUAAUCGUAGAAACGCCGACCAGAACACUGUUUAUCGGAAACGUAGGAGACUCUAGAGCCAGCUUGGUGAAUGCCACAACUGGUGGAGAGCGAUUGACAGUAGACCACAAGGCCUCCGACCCACAAGAGUAUGCACGCGUAACGCAAGAAGGCGGCGUCAUCAGUAGAGGGAGAGUGGGAGGACAGCUGAUGCUCACAAGGUAAUGAAUAUGAAUAUCUUAGUUGUUAAUCUUCUUAGUUAUAGUUACUGUGUGUUGCUGUUGUAGUUAAAAAUAUUUUAUUCAAAAAAAUAUUGAUUGGUUUUGGUGUGUUGACUCGGUCUUUCCACCACUGCUCUUAGAUUAUUGAAUAUUGAUUGGUUUUGCUGUCUUGACUCGGUCUUGCCUCUACAGGGCCCUCGGCGACUUCGCAUUCAAAUCCUCUGGAGUGACAUGCAAACCAUACUUUGCGCAAAGAGAGCUGAAGUCGGACGAUGUUUGCGUGUGCCUAGCAAGCGAUGGCCUAUGGGACGUGAUGGAUGAGGACGAUGUCGCGCGCAUCGUGCUAGCAAGGGAUAGGAAGUUAUGGCUGGUGAUGGAAUGCUGUUUCAUUGAAUGCUCUUUCAUGGAACAUCGGAUUUUUUCGAUCCCAUUUUCAUUUGUUCGAUUUGAUAGAGAUAGGUGUACAUCUAGUACAGAUUCAAGCACUGAGUUCUCAUUCUCUGCUUGCUUCAAAGCUUAUCUGUAUAUGAGGGCUGAGUUGUUGAAACUGCUACAUUCGAUUUCCUCUAAGAAUCCAUAGCGCCGACAAGCUCCGACGAGUGGCGCAGAACCUCGUAGACAUCGCGAAGAACCGUGGUAGUGCGGACAACAUCACGGCGUGUGUAGUGUUUCUGUAACACUCUUCAAGUACUUUAUCUAUUACUUCAUUGUCAACACUCUUCAGUUUCUAGUAACACUCUUCAGCGCAAGUACUAGAAAACCAUCCGGCAACACUGAUGCCGCCUACCGAAAGUAGUACUAGCAGCCAGAGCUGAACAAGCAGAUGUCGCCGACAAAUGACGAACAAAUUUGAGAACUUGUUAGGAAAACGAAUGAUUCACUUUCACAGGAUUAGUAUUAGAGACUGGCAAUUUAUGUUAUCUAUUUGCUUCACAUGACUGACAAAAAUGAAAUGAUUGAAGUUAUUCGAAUUGAACAAAUGAUCUAAAAAAGACCUCGUCUGCCUCUGUCUGAGUCAUGAUAGAAUUACGGCGCCUAUCACCUUCAAUAUUAUGAGCUCCUUACAUCAACACCACAAUAUUCUUAAGUGCAUUACCUAUCGACACUAGCAGUAUUCAAACAGAACUAUUACAUUCUCAUUCUGAUAUUAGAUACACUUCUUCUGAGCAAGAACAUUAAGAACGUAUUGGUAUUAGCUAUCGUAUAUAAGAAGGUUAGGAGCGGGUGAUCUUAUUUAGAGUUAUCCGUUGUCCUACUUCAUCAUCAAACCGAAACCUCACAUGUUCGUUAACUAGUUGUAGCAGCAUGACCAUGCGCAACAAGAGCACGCACGGCGCACGCUGCUCUGUGAUAAUAUUUAACUGGCUUCGCAUUCUAACUUGUAAUCUUCAUAUUCAAAUGAACUUCGCUAUGAUCGCUAAUAUGUUUGUUUGAUUCGUCUGGUUUAGUAUUCAACAUUGACAUUCUAGAUAGAUUUUAGGUUUAAGAAAGAAUUAGAACUAGAUGUAGUUGUACUUGUAGUUGCACUACCGCUACCCUGAAUAGAGAAAAUGAAUUUCCCAGCACUAGAUUGUGUAAGUCUAGACCGCACAUCGAAAAAUUUUGAAAACAAACAUGGCAUUACUGCUCGUUGUAUCUUCCCUACUACAACGACAAAGCUAUCUAGACAUGCACGAAAUAUUAACAUGUAGGAAUAGAAGUCGUAGCUGUGUAACCAUCCAUGUAUCAACGUGUCAUGAGAGCAGUUGUGAAUUCCCAUUUUUUGAGCGACCAAAGCAAAAAGCAGUAGCACAGGCUCCUAGUGCCAGUCUUCAUCCACAUCAUGAUAGACAUAAGAAUGUACUUUGCUCGUUCUAGUAGUAUUCCCAGUAAUGGGCGAUCGGGGGAACAACAAGAAAUAGAAAUUCAAGGUUGGCCGGCAAGAAGAACGAUACCAGUGAUGAUUACUCAUCCUGGGUCAUAUAGGCGAAGCAGCUUAUUGUCUCUCAAUAACGCAUUGACUUCUAAGCCGAAGAUAUAGGCUUCCCUGUUAUUUGAUGGGUUGGGGGCAUGCACGAGCACAUGGGGGACCGAACUACUAUGGCAACAAGAACAUGACCAUACGUAGGUGGAUAGGCAUUGAAUCAUGAUAUGUCUGGUGUAGUUCGAGUUCCUAUCCCAGCGUACAGGUCGUCACUCAAGUUGAAGGAAUCGCCUUCCUUCAACGACGUGACUGGCUUGUAUACAAACCUUCACAAAAAUUCAACCUGGUGUCCUAGUAGACCUUCUACAUCUGUUGACAAAAUGCCUCAUUGAUCGUUGAUAUUCAUGUGCUUUAUUCUCAAAAAAAAGUUAAUGUAUCAUGUUGCACGCAAGCAAUUGUCUUCAUAAACUUAAAGCUUAAAAACAAAAUAGCCCUCAUCUUGAUGAGCUUCCUCCGUGCUGCACCAGGAAAACGAGAACUUGUACUAAUCGAUCCCCUUCCUCAUGGUCAAGACGACCUCACUCAAAAUAUCACAAAAACUAUUUCAAAGACAAAAAAAUACGGUAUUCAUAAAAUGAACAGAAUAAAACAAUUGAGCAGCCACUGCUGGCCACAGCACCUGUGAAAUGCAGCAGUCAGUGACAGUGCCCGUCAACCCCAAUAAUACCAAUGACCAAAUAAGAAAUGAAAAUGAUGUAACCUUCUAUGAACAUCAUGUUGUAUUUUUGGCUGAUACAACUAGCUUCUUACCUUGAAUGCUUCUUGUACUGGUUCCUGUAGGACGAGGUGGGAACAGGAAGCAGUAGGCAUACACAGGUAUUACUUUGUGUUCAGGUUCAUCAGAGAAGAAACUCUAUCGGAUGAAACCCGUUUCGUGGCC